Tuber melanosporum (Perigord truffle) is the source of this 2646-nucleotide messenger RNA. RefSeq lists its product as uncharacterized. The record is from RefSeq and is a predicted model, not a curated record. Gene Ontology annotation, molecular function: ubiquitin binding. Gene Ontology annotation, biological process: proteasome-mediated ubiquitin-dependent protein catabolic process; ubiquitin recycling. Gene Ontology annotation, cellular component: cytoplasm; nucleus. Lineage: Eukaryota; Fungi; Ascomycota; Pezizomycetes; Pezizales; Tuberaceae. Bases 110 to 2365 code for a protein of 751 amino acids. The transcript is spliced from 10 exons.
GAUGACGACCCUGGUUGCCCCUCCUGCCCCACAAGCUUAUAUUGGGCCUCUGUGUUUAACUCACUUUUCCAUCUCCACACCCCUAGUUACCCCUCUAAAGAAAGGAUCAAUGGCUAGUAUAUACAAGCUUACCGCAGCUCUACGGGGCCACGAGGACGAUGUUCGCGGUGUCGUUUUCCCUUCUCCUUAUUUUGUGACUUCUGUAUCUCGAGAUGCUACUGUUCGACUAUGGAAACGUGAAGAUUCCGAUGGGACUGUCUUCUCGGACCACAUCAACUCGACUGGCUCCGGAUUCAUUAACAGUGUUACUUUCAUUCUUCCAACGGAGGAGCAUCCUAAGGGUUUGGUUGUUAGUGGAGGCCAGGACACCAUCAUCGAGGUUCGAGAACCAGGCUCCAAAGAUACAGACGAUGCAAAGUACCUGCUCUUAGGUCAUACGCAUAAUGUUUGCGCGUUGGACAAUUAUGCGGGCAUCAUAAUUUCGGGAUCCUGGGAUGGUACAGCACGUGUGUGGAAAAACUGGGAAAGCCAAUAUGUGUUAGACGGCCAUGACCAGGGAGUGUUGGCGGUAUUAGUCCUUUCAGGGACGGAUGUGGUCACUGGAUCGGCAGAUAAGACAAUACGGAUCUGGAGGAACGGAAAAACCAUCAAGAAGAUUGAAGGUCAUACAGAUUGUGUGCGUGGAUUGUGCAGGAUGCCAAAUGGUGGAUUUGCCAGCUGUGCGAAUGAUGGGACUGUUCGUAUGUGGUCAUCGGAUGGACAUCAGUUGCAGGAAUUACAUGGGCAUACAGCGUUUAUAUACUCUGUGGCUACUUUACCUUCGGGUGAACUUGUUUCUGCUGGGGAAGAUCGGACAGUGAGGAUUUGGAGAGACGGCGAUUGCGUCCAAACGAUAACCCACCCCGCCAUUAGUGUUUGGUCUGUUGCUGUUUGUGCUCAGAAUGGUGACAUUGUGAGCGGGGCGAGUGAUCGAAUUGUCCGAGUGUUUUCCCGAGAGGAGAAGAGAUGGGCAGACGAGGGUGCAUUAAAGGUAAUACUAAUAAUUGAAAAUCAAGUUGGCGACGUAAAGAAAGACGAUUUGCCUGGUCUCGAGGCUCUAAGGCAGCCGGGCAGGAAGGACGGCCAGGUGCUUAUGGUGCGCAAUGGGGAGACCGUAGAAGCCCAUGUUUGGUCCAAUGCGGCAAGAGCGUGGAACAACGUCGGCACGGUUGUAGAUGCUGUAGGUUCCAGUCGUAAGCAAAUGUUUGAGGGUAAGGAGUACGACUACGUGUUUGAUGUCGAUAUUCAAGAGGGGGCUCCUGCAUUAAAGCUGCCGUAUAAUGCAUCUGAAAACCCAUUUGAGGCCGCUAGAAGGUUCCUUGAGGCGAACGAAUUGCCAAUAUCAUAUCUUGAUACUGUUGGUCAAUUUAUCGUGAAAAAUGCUGGUGGUGUCGCUCUUGGGGUGCAAGAGCAGCCCGCUGGCCCAGAUCCAUGGGGUAUGGAGAACAGGUAUAGGCCAGAUGCGCCUACUCCCCAACAGGCCAAGCCGAAGCGCAUUCCGCAGAAGUCAUACUUGUCAAUCACCGCAGCCAGCCUGCCAACUAUCCAGAACAAAAUCAACGAACUAAACAGAGAGCUGUUGGACAAAGGGGAGAAGGAUAUUGCGCUUAACCCCGACGAAACGUCUGCACUUGCUAAAUUAUGUGGGUCUCUUCAAGCUGUCGCCUCUCCUUCAUACAAGGCUGGCACACACAAUGCUAGCUUUUCAAAUGGCCUUGAAUUGAUCUCCAAGAUAAUCACCAGCUGGCAUCCGCAGAGCCGCCUCCCAGGUCUAGAUCUGUUGAGGUUAGUAGCAGCGGCAACCCCAUUGGCUGCUACAUACGAACCAAUGAAUGGGCUCAAGGCCGGCGACAUUCUUGAGACAUCAGGGGCGUUUGAUAUCAGCCACCCGAACAAUGUCAUGUUGGCAACCAGGACAUUUGUGAAUCUCUUCCAGACCGAGGAAGGCAGGGGCUACAUGGAUAAUCGAUUUGAGCGGACUAUCCAACUCGCCGAGAAGGCUAGCGCCGGAACAGCAAAUCGGAACCUUAAGAUUGCGAAGGCCACACUCCUCCUCAACUACGCAGUUUUGAUCACUUCAGAGGGAGCGAUCGACCGCGCAAUCACACUUCUCGAGCCCCUGACAAAUAUAGUCAAGAAGGAGAUAGAUUCUGAGACCACAUUCCGUGCUCUUGUGGGCCUAGGCACACUUUUGACGCUCCAAAAGGAGGUCAAGGAGGCAGCAUUGUCGGUUUACGAGACCCGUCAAACCGUCGCUGAGGCAGAAAUUAGGGUUAAGGAGCCGAGGAUUAAGGGCUUGGCUACUGAGAUUAGGGGAUUGCUUUAAAAUUGUUUUUAGCAUCGGGAUGUGUUAACUGGUGGUUGGGGUUUCAUUGAAGCACCUUUGUACGAUCGAAAGUUUGAUGCGAUACCGUGGUUUCUCGAGGAAUAAGUUGGCAUUCUUGGGAGCUUUACAGCUGGUGUUCGUGUUGGCUUUUGCGGCACCCUUUAUUAUCUGAAUCCUUGAGCAGUGUGAUUAGUGGUAAGGUGGUGAAUCUGAAUUUAGCUUGAGUAUUUUUACCUAGUUAUCAUAUCUAGGCACGAAUCACAUGGUAUCACUCGGUAGAA